This is a messenger RNA of Kwoniella botswanensis, 2268 nucleotides long. RefSeq lists its product as uncharacterized. The transcript is spliced from 15 exons. Bases 1 to 2268 code for a protein of 755 amino acids. The record is from RefSeq and is a predicted model, not a curated record. Gene Ontology annotation, molecular function: syntaxin binding. Gene Ontology annotation, biological process: intracellular protein transport; vesicle-mediated transport. Gene Ontology annotation, cellular component: plasma membrane; secretory granule. Lineage: Eukaryota; Fungi; Basidiomycota; Tremellomycetes; Tremellales; Cryptococcaceae.
AUGCCCCUCAAAGACCUCCUCAAGAAACGUUUCACCUCGGCGAUACAAUCGAUACCUCCCCCAGCAUGGAAAAUCCUAAUUACAGAUGAUCACUCGCAAGCUCUGUUGGAUAGUGUGUACAACAACUUCGAUAUCCUCCAGCAGAAUGUUACCUCCGUCGAACCAUUACAUUCACCCCGACCACCCAUGUCAGUAGACGCCAUAUACCUCUUGACCCCAACUUCACAGAAUGUAGACCGGAUAUUAGCGGAUUUCAGCGGAAGGAGGACGUAUAAAUCUGCUCAUUUAUAUUUCAUAGAUGGUAUCGACGAUAGAUUGGCUCAGAAACUUACAGAUGGAUUACAAGGCGGUAUUUUGCAAGCCUUUGUAGAGCUGUAUUGCAAUGUAUGGGCUAUUGAGGAUAGAGUCUUCUCGCUGAAAAAUCCGGGAUCAUUCUUUACGAUGUUCGGACCAUUAGGAGGAGCGGCGUCAGCGGAUUUAGCAGUAGAAGCGUUUGAGGAUGACGUUAAAGUAGCUGGGAGAUCUAUCCUGAAUUUUCUAGCAACAAUAGACGAGUCCCCCUAUAUACGAUAUUAUCAACCUCAUCAUCAUCCACCUUUAGGACCUCUGGCAGCUCAAGCACAAGCUUCGGCACCUGUUCAACAGCAAGCGCCUCAGUCGCUUAGAUGGAGAUCAGCAAUGGGAGGUGGACCCAAAACACCUGAGAUAGUUGGAGAACAUCUGAGUAAGAAGAUUGCAAAUCAGCUGCAGCUGGAUUUGGACGAAUACCUGCAGAAUAAUCCGGAGUUUCCUCCUGCGAGUGGCAGACCCAAAGGAGUUCUGUUCGUAGUGGACCGAUCGAUGGAUCCCGCUGCACCGCUGUUACAUGAGUUCUGGUAUCAGGCUAUGGCGAAUGAUCUCUUGAAGAUAGAAGAUGGAGUUCGAUACAAAUACACUUAUACCAAUACGAUAGGGGGAAAGGAAGAAAAAGUUGCUGAGCUCACUGAAGCCGAUCCGGUGUGGUGUUCUGUCCGACACCUGCAUAUGAAAGAUGCCAUUGAUACACUCAUGACGGACUUUGGAAAAUUCGCACAGGAGAAUGCAGGAUUCGGAGGUGGUGGUAACGUCAAUGUGAACGAUCUCAAAGAUAUGCUGGCCUCCUUGCCACAAUUCCAAACUCAGCGUGAACAAUUCUCGUUACAUCUUGAUAUGGCUCAGGAGUGCAUGUCGAUCUUCGAGAAGAAGAAAUUAUCCCUUGUUGCCAACGUAGAACAGUGCUGUGCGACAGGAUAUACCUCAGAGGGUAAAACCCCCAAGACUAUAGUGGAAGAGAUGGUACCUCUGCUAGAUGAUCGUGUAAACAUAACAUCACUGGACAAAGUCCGCAUUAUGGCUCUGUAUAUCCUUUUCAGAGAUGGGGUAGCAGAUGAAGAUCGAAGGCGAUUAUACCAACAUGCUAGAUUGUCAAUAUCGGAACAGGAUAUGGUUAAUAAUAUGAUCCACCUGGGGGUGAAAAUUAUCAAAGAUUCGAGUCGAUCGAACAAAUCUAGGAUCAAGCAGAAACCGUCUAAUCAGGAAGGUGAAUAUGAGUUAUCGAGGUAUAAACCUAUUGUGCAGAUGGUUCUGGAGGACCAAUCGUCGUCAAGACUCGAUCAAUCAAACUUCCCAUACAUCCGCGAUGCCCCCGUCGACGCUACGACUUCGUUACGAGGAGGUAACACCUUGGCAGCCCCUUCACAAUCUGGAUCUUUGAGGUCUGCCAGGCCGACAUGGCACAAAGCUCCUUCGGCUCGGAUGAACAACACGGAGGGAAAACAGAGGAUCAUAAUUUUCAUUGCCGGAGGAAUGACUUACAGUGAGAUGAGGUGCGCUUAUACAGUUGGAAGAGCAUUAGGAAAAGAUGUCUAUAUUGGCUCAACACACGUCUUGACUCCUGAGAUCUUCACGCAGCAGAUGAGAGCAUUGGGAAGAGGAGGUAUAGGUGCGAACCCACCUGGAGGAAUCCAGCCUCAUCCUCAGGGACCUAGUAGACCACAUCGAUCACCUGGUCAACCUACAUCUUACCAGAAUAUCCUAGAUUUCAGACAUUGGACCGUCCCCGUCGGACCACCCGUAAUACCGCCUCCUCAACCACAGAUCCAAAAUCAGCACCUGCAACAACCCAAAUUACAGCAUCAAUCUUCCUAUGCGAGCUCACUGAACGAUUCGAUGAGUAAUCUGAGUAUGAGUAGUGGGAAGGAUGGGGUGGAGAAGAAGAAGAAGAAGAAAUUAUUCGGUAUGAAGAUAUAA